Molecule: messenger RNA, 2214 nt
Organism: Rhinocladiella mackenziei CBS 650.93
Lineage: Eukaryota; Fungi; Ascomycota; Eurotiomycetes; Chaetothyriales; Herpotrichiellaceae
Exons: 1
Coding region: 1-2214 (737 amino acids)
Source: RefSeq, a predicted model, not a curated record
AUGACUUCCAGCAAUCCCUUCUGGUCAUAUUUCACCCCUCAACCCGGCGACAUGGCUCAUAAUUUGGCUGGCCGUCUUCAAGACAGGCUGGCCCAUGGAGAUCAUAUGCGCGUUCCUUCGCAGGAAGACGUCCAGAGCUAUUCUGAACCCACCCCGGCCUCAGAGUGGUCACAGGUAACCUUUACCUACGACACCUCCAAAGGCGCCAACGUGACCAAUCUGAAAGAUACCAACUGGAACGAGAAGCGUUCUCGUCCGCACUCCAAUAACUGGCCUUUAACCGACAAGUACUAUUCUCUCUCCGCGGGUGGUCACGAGCUCCGGUGUUCGACCGGAACAUUAUGGAAGACAAUCCUCCUCCCCUCUGCGACAAUCGUCCUCCCCAUGGCCUUUCUCGUUGCUGGCUUACUAGCUUUGAUCUUCGGCUAUAGAGUCAAAUCUGACAACAGUUUAUUCGAUCAAGUCUCCAAUUCCGAUGCCUUGAGCAACCAUGCCGUCGUCCUGGUCAACUAUUCAGCCACCCGGAUUGUAUUUGUUGCGUCAUGGGCCUCCACCUUGGCUCCUCUCCUCGCCGGCUUCAUCAUGAACCUAGCCAGCUUUCAAGCCGCUCUGGUCAUGUAUCACGCUUCGUCCGGUACCGAUCAGCAUGAUUUACCGACUCCUUAUCAAUACAGUCUUCUCGUCGGUCUCUGCUUGGCUUCAAUAGGCAGACUGACCAGAUACUUCUCCUACUCCGGCGAAGACGGAGUGGUUAUCCCCCCGGUCCUCAAACGAGCAGCUCGUACGCUGGCCUUAACGCUCGUUCUCGCAUGUGUCGUCUUCGGAGCGGAUACUGCACUACACUAUACCACCAGCACCAUCAACUUCGACCAAGUCUCCAUCGAAUCGACAAUGCAUGCCUACGGUCGCGGUCUAUCCUCCGAAUGUCUCUCUCUCAACCGCUCCGACAACUAUGGCCUCCCCUGCUCUCGUAACGGAGAAGCCGCUUUAACCGACUACGACGACUAUGUCACAGGACAGAAUCAGAUCUUCUUCCUCCAGCACGGCACAUCCAACGUGUCCGAAAUCCGCCUCGUCCAAGCCCAAGACCCCGACAAUGCCUACAAUGAAAACGAAAAGGUCGCUCUUUUAAUCCCCCCAAGCACCACUUUGUCUCCUUUUCGAGACUUUCGCGCCGAAACUACCGGUGUCAUCACCACCUGCGCCCCCAUCAGUUCCGAAUGCGCCUGGAAGGUCUGGGGCCCCUUCGAUCUCUACAGCCAAUUCAACUGCAGCGACAGCUUCUGGGGCGUGCUCGGCAAAAGCGCGAAUCUCAGCGACACAGGCACCGAAGUCACCGACGUGGACGUACCCACUCUCGGCUUCAAACCGAGCGCGGCACUACAGUAUGGGUUCUUCAUGGACAAAGACCUGAGCCAAUCCUAUGAUAGUGCUGGGACUUUGGGACCAUUCAUGCCGGACUCCGAGCUCAUUAAUCCAGUGUUCCUGGGGGUUGCUGCACGAUUUACCUGGGCCUCCCAACGCCCCGGCGUCAACAUGUCGUCGGACCCAGGGGUGUUUCAAGGUCCGACGUCCAACAUCGACGUCGUCUUCCGCUGCCAAUACACAACCUACGCCGCGGACUACAGCUUUGUCAAUUCGACAGCACAAAUCAACAGCCUCACGCCUUCUCCCAACGGCACCAUCGCCGAAAUCUUCCACGGCUAUAAUCUCGCCAAAAGCUUCAAUGCCUUCGACAACAACCUGCAAGAUUUCAUUCUACAGGGCGCCCUACAAUCCGACCCAGUCGCCAUGGCCGACAGUUUUGCAAACAGCUAUUCGACGCGCAUCAUGAGCGUCAUCGGCCCGUUUCUGUCUUCGCGGACAAAUCGCCAGGAACAAACACGUACGCCACUGCUAGUCGCUAAAGUGCCUAAAGCUCCACUCGCCAUACUUGCGGCUUGCUGUCUGGGUUAUGUGAUUUUUGGGGUAACAGCGGCGAUAUUGGCGCACCGCUCGCUAAGCGACGUCGAUGUGCGAGAUCUCGCCUUCCGCUUCUCCCUGCCUGCGCUGGGUUUACAUGCCUUCCGCGACCCGAACACGGACAAUGCGGCUGUUAAAGUUGAUGGUGCGGGACACCGUGUUUUCAAUGAGUCGAAAGUCCGUAGCGAGACGAUGAGGGUUGCUGUCGAAGGCGGACCGAAAAGUGGGUUUUUCUUGAAGACUCUGGUGUAA